Molecule: messenger RNA, 971 nt
Organism: Phragmites australis (common reed)
Lineage: Eukaryota; Viridiplantae; Streptophyta; Magnoliopsida; Poales; Poaceae
Exons: 2
Coding region: 353-826 (157 amino acids)
Source: RefSeq, a predicted model, not a curated record
CUAUCUCCAACGAAUCUCCCACCAGAUCAAGCUGAAUUCGCGCAAAAUUGAUUCCCAACUAAAUCCUCCAACAAACUCUAUCUCUACCCAUCCCAAUCCCCUCAAAAUCGGAAUGGAUUCGAGUUCUAUGGAGGUUUUGGGGUUGCUACUUAUAUAAAGAGGAGGCUGGCGUGGGCAAAGAAAAAGGAUGAGGGAAGAAGGCCAAAGGCCCUACCGGCACCCCUGCUCGCUGGAGCCCCUGAUGGCCUUGCCCGGUUUCUACUGUUGCUGCCCAUAGAUGGAGUAGACAGGCGGAGCCCCAGCCCUCGCCGAGCAGUCUUGCGCCACGGCCAAGAUCCUGCAGUGGCUGCCCAUGGAGGCCCCGCUCGUCACCCUUGCUGACGACGUGCCGGAGAAGAGGGCAGGCCUACAGCCCUCCUACCAUGCGCCCCGGAUACUCAACACCCUGCUGCUCCCUGCGCAGAUGGGAAGAGGGCUGGAGGCCCUGCUGGCCGCCGCCGCCUUGGCUUCCCUACUGCCAUAUCCUUCGCCGAAGAACAAAGGGCGGAGACCCUGGUCGCACCUGCUGUUGUGCGCUCCUGGCCGAAGGCCUGCUCCAUUGAAGCCCCUCCCAACCUGCCAUCACCAACCCCGGCUGCUCCUGUUGGCCGUCCUCGAGGAGAGGGUGCCAUUCCUAUUGGUCGCCCUGUUGCCCACGCCAGUACUCCUGCUGCUGCGGAAGAGGCUAUUUUUGGCUACUUCGUGCCUGCCAAUCUUGGUGGCGGGUAAGAGUAGUGCAUCAUACUCUAAAAGUUGUGUUUUUGAGAUGAUGCCUAAGGGCAUGUAGCGCCAUUCUCUUUUGUUGUUAUAAGUUUAACUUUCUUUUGUGGUUAGGAGUUGAGGGGUUUUGUCUCCUCCUAGCUCGUUUUUGUUGUAAAUUUUUGAAAUCAGUUGCAUGCUUAAUACUUGUAAUAUAAAUAUUUAUUAUUCGC